Molecule: messenger RNA, 834 nt
Organism: Aspergillus candidus
Lineage: Eukaryota; Fungi; Ascomycota; Eurotiomycetes; Eurotiales; Aspergillaceae
Exons: 1
Coding region: 106-675 (189 amino acids)
Source: RefSeq, a predicted model, not a curated record
GUCAGAGUAUUUAUAUCGUGGCCUCUUCCCAUGUCACCCUGGCAGAAGUAACCGUCUCCAACAAGCCCGUCUCUACCCUUCACAUUCGAAACAGUUCCUGUCAACAUGAAAGCCCCCUCCAUCAUCCUCUCCCUGCUCGCCACGAGUGCCCAAGCCUUCGUCUUCUCCCCCACUUGUGUCCGCACCUACCACAAGGCCAUCGACAAGUUCGACCAGUGGGCCCAAGACGCCGCGGCACACAUCUGCCAUCAGGGCUGCGUCUUCACAGCGGAAACCUACCGCGACACCUUCCGAACCAGCCACGUCCGCCCGACGGUGCAGAAGGGUCUCGAGCGGCAUCUCGCUCGCCUCCAAAUCUCCGAGGACGAAAUGGAGCGGAUGCUCCAAUUUGCCGACACGUACGUCGAGACGAUGCUAGAGGAGUGCCCUCCGCGGGGGACCGCGCAGCCCGAGCAGUUCGACAUCUGCAGGGAUCGUCAAACGUUCGACGGAUGCGCGGGCAAAAUGAAGGCACGCCUCCCGGGCAUGUGCUGGAAGUACAAGUCGCUCAUCCUGGCACACUCGGACAACGAGUCGUGCCGGGACAUUUCUGCUGCUUUGGAUGAACCGUUGUUCUGGCGUUUGAUUGAGGAGGAGAUGGAUGGGUAUGCUGCGGCUUGUCCGGUUCGGACGUAGCCAUGUGUUGCAGAUGAACGUGUUAUAUAUAUAGACUUUGUUCGGAGAGGAAGCCUGCUUUGGGAUGAUGGUGAAGGGCUGGUUUCAUUUGCUUGACGUGACAUUUCACAUUUAUCAUUGUAUCUAGUAAAUAUAAGUCUACAAUUUUGGUUUGGAGAA